AUGCCGCUCUGGCUAGGCGUAAUCUUGAUUCGGUUGAGUUUGUUUUUCAAAACCUUAUCCUCUUCUAAGGGUUAUUCCCUUCGUUCCGGUACGAGUUUGUCUUACACCAGGGCGAGGGAAGUCGUUUUGGCUAAGUUUCGGGCCAUCGGUGUUGAUACGUCGGGUAUAGGUUUGCACUCGCUUAGGAUAGGGGGCGCUUCGGCUGCGCUUAAUAGCGGAGUUCCCGAUCACGUCAUUAAAAACCACGGCAGGUGGAAAUCUGACUCUGCCAAGGAUUUAUAUUGCCGUGAAAAUCUCCGACGUCAGCUUCUUGCUACUUCGCGCAUAGGUCUCUGA
This is a messenger RNA of Porites lobata, 336 nucleotides long. Lineage: Eukaryota; Metazoa; Cnidaria; Anthozoa; Scleractinia; Poritidae. The record is from the annotation of a GenBank genome assembly.